This is a messenger RNA of Pochonia chlamydosporia 170, 315 nucleotides long. RefSeq lists its product as hypothetical. The transcript has a single exon. Bases 1 to 315 code for a protein of 104 amino acids. NCBI's taxonomy places the organism in Eukaryota, Fungi, Ascomycota, Sordariomycetes, Hypocreales, Clavicipitaceae. The record is from RefSeq and is a predicted model, not a curated record.
AUGAAUACAUGUACCUUUCAAUCUGUCCUCCCGCACCCGUCCGUCUCUCAGGCAGUUGAGUCUGUCGCGCAAAAUUAUGUGCCAACAUCCAUUGCCUCCUUUCCUUCGCUGGAGUAUCGUGAUGCUACCUCCUCAUUAAACUACCUAGCGAAGUACCAGUCAGGUUUCAAGUAUGCUAGGUUUUGUUCAGAGGCACGAGUCACAUAUCAAAUAGUGAAUGAGGCAUCUGCGUUGUGGCACGACCAGACAAGUCGCCUGCGUCUGUUUCGUCCGCUCCUUCACUGUAUUUAUCAUGUUGCUAGAUAUGCGAGUUGA